Aspergillus ochraceoroseus IBT 24754 is the source of this 996-nucleotide messenger RNA. RefSeq names its product putative transcription initiation factor TFIID subunit 13. The coding region runs from base 33 to 884 and encodes 283 amino acids. The transcript is spliced from 2 exons. The record is from RefSeq and is a predicted model, not a curated record. Gene Ontology annotation, cellular component: transcription factor TFIID complex. Gene Ontology annotation, molecular function: protein heterodimerization activity. Gene Ontology annotation, biological process: RNA polymerase II preinitiation complex assembly; transcription by RNA polymerase II. NCBI's taxonomy places the organism in Eukaryota, Fungi, Ascomycota, Eurotiomycetes, Eurotiales, Aspergillaceae.
CCAAUCGGCCUCACCGCCGACGUGUCCACUUCAUGCUCCCUCCUCCGAUUCCGCCUCGUGCAGCUCCAACUCGAACUGCGAAAGAGCCAUCUUCGACUGUACGCCCUUCCGUGUCCCCGCAAGAGAUACGCGGGACUCCUCCAGGCCCGCCCCAUCAGAUCAACCCAGGUCAUGUGUCGAGUCAGCUCGCUCCUCCCUGGCCGUUCAAUCCUCAAGAUACUGCGCUGAUUUUCGCCGGGUUCAAGCCCCAAUUCACCCCCAACGACCCCGUCAACACCCCUUCUACUCCAGCAGAGAAAGCCAACCUAGACACAGAGGCCAACAACAACAACAACAAGAAGAAGAAGAAGAAGAAGAGAAAUCAACCGAAGAGCAUGGCGGAACCGCGAGCCCGUGCCGCCCGGCACAAGGGCCAAAUGAAUUUUUCUUCUGAACUCCGUCUCCUCCUCCUUGCCUACGGCGACCCAAGCCCGCACCCAUCAUUCCCCUCGGAACCCCUCCCUGAAACCGUGCGCGUGCUGGACGAAAUCGUCACCGACUUCGUCCUCGAGAUGUGCCACGGCGCCGCCCAAUACGCGAGCUAUUCGCGCCGCCAGAAAAUCAAAGUCGAUGAUUUCCGCUUCGCGCUGCGGCGGGACCCCAACAAGCUUGGCCGUGUGCAGGAACUACUACGGAUGGAGCGCGAGCUGAAAGAGGCCCGGAAGGCCUUCGAUCAAAACGAUGAUCAAGUGGGGAACUUGAAGGAUGCCGAUAAAAAGGGACUUGAGGACGUGAGUGAGAGUGUGGAUGGGAAGAAGUCCAAGGGGAAGGGGAAGAGAGGCGCUAGAAGGGAUUCCGACGCUACGGAAGAUGCCGUGUCCAAGAAGAGGAAGGUUGCUGCUUGAUUGACGAUGCUGGCCUUUGUUUUCUUCUUCUUCUUCUUCUUCUUCUUCUUCUUCUUCUUCUUCUUCUUCUUCUUCUUCUUCUUCUUCUUCUUCGGUUCUAUAUUUUGUUUCU